Messenger RNA from Tricharina praecox, 561 nucleotides. Its product is annotated as Rpp20 subunit of nuclear RNase MRP and P-domain-containing protein. The transcript has 2 exons. Bases 1 to 561 code for a protein of 186 amino acids. The record is from RefSeq and is a predicted model, not a curated record. Gene Ontology annotation, molecular function: RNA binding. NCBI's taxonomy places the organism in Eukaryota, Fungi, Ascomycota, Pezizomycetes, Pezizales, Pyronemataceae. Gene Ontology annotation, biological process: rRNA processing; intronic box C/D snoRNA processing; nuclear-transcribed mRNA catabolic process, RNase MRP-dependent. Gene Ontology annotation, cellular component: ribonuclease MRP complex; nucleolar ribonuclease P complex.
AUGUCCACCUCCACCGAAUCCAUGCCGCUAAUCUACACCCGAGUUCCGCGCGCCCCACGGCCCGCGCUUCCUUCGACAAAAACCCUCCAAAAGCGUCCCCUCCUCCACCCACCGAUCUCCUCCGCCUCAUCCGCAGAACCAAAAGUAUUCUACAUAUCCGCCAGUUCCUCGCACGCAGCGAUCAUCAAGCGCGUCAACAAGCAGCUGAACGCGUUCGCCGCCAACGCCGGCACCUCCCGCCGCGGAAAUAGUAACAAGCGGCAAAAGCUUGGGAAGAAACCCCAGGAAGGAGUUACACUAAAGGCGACCGGAAAGGGGAUUACGAAUGCGGUUAUCCUGGGGACGAAGUUUAUGGAUAUGGGCUGUGAGGUGAGGGUUACUACUGGGAGUAUCAAGAUUGUGGACGAUGUUGUGGAUGCGCUAGAAGAAGUGGUGAAUGGGAAGGAGGCGGUAGGCGAGGGGGAGAAAAACGGGGAGGAUGAGGAGGUGGCCGAUAUGCAUGUGAGGACCAACAGUACAGUUGAGGUUUUCGUUUGGAGGAAGGAGGUGGAGGGGAAGUAG